Acipenser ruthenus (sterlet) is the source of this 3020-nucleotide messenger RNA. RefSeq names its product retinoic acid-induced protein 3-like. NCBI's taxonomy places the organism in Eukaryota, Metazoa, Chordata, Actinopteri, Acipenseriformes, Acipenseridae. Gene Ontology annotation, cellular component: signaling receptor complex; intracellular membrane-bounded organelle; extracellular exosome. The record is from RefSeq and is a predicted model, not a curated record. The coding region runs from base 232 to 1374 and encodes 380 amino acids. Gene Ontology annotation, molecular function: protein kinase activator activity; G protein-coupled receptor activity. The transcript is spliced from 5 exons. Gene Ontology annotation, biological process: G protein-coupled receptor signaling pathway.
UUUAAAAAAAACAAAAAAACUCUGAGCUACAGAAACACAAAGAGACAGCAAGUUCUGUACGACACACAGAGAAAGAAAGGACAGAGAGAGAGAGAGAGAGAGAGACACUAUAGACUCUGUGGUGUGUUUUGGAGUUUUUUUUAAAGUUUGCUGCUACAGUUGAAGGAGAGAAAGACAGUUAAAAUACAGAUUCAUUUAAAGGAGUGCUACUUUUGGUGGAACAUAAAAAAGAUGUUGCCUGCCUCCUCCCUCCCGCUCCUCCCCCUCCUCCUCCUCCUCCUCCUCUCCCUCCUCUCCCAGCCCUCCGAAGUCAGCAGUAACAGCACUCCAGCCCCGGGCUGCGGGGCGGGACUGGACCCGGUUUACUCUUACCUGUGCGACACGCAGGCCAGCUGGGGCAUCGUCCUGGAAACGGUGGCGGCGGCUGGCGUGGUGGUCACCCUGGCCCUGAUCAUCACCUUGCUGGGCACCGUCCCGUUCGUCUCCAACGCCAAGAAGCUGGGCAGCGUGGCCGUGCAGCUCUACCUGCUGCUGGGCACUCUGGGGCUGUUCGGCCUGACGUUCGCCUUCAUCAUCCAGCCGGACCAGCGCACCUGCCCGACCAGAGUCUUCCUCUUCGGCGUGCUCUUUGCCAUGUGCUUCUCCGCCCUGGUCGCUCACGAAGUCCGCCUGCUGGGGCUGGUGCGGAGGGAGCGGACCCCGAUCGGGGGCUGGGCGGCUCUGGGGAUCGCGCUGGGGCUGACCCUCGUGCAGGUGGUCAUCGCGGUGGAGUGGCAGCUGACCGUGCUGGUGCGAGACGGCAAUCCCUGCUUCUACAGCCAGGGGGAGUUCGUGAUGCUUCUCAUCUACGUGAUGUUCCUGAUGGCGCUGGGUCUGGUCCUGGCCGUGUUCACGUUCUGUGGGACUCAUGGGAAAUGGAAGAAGCAUGGGUGCUUCGCGUUCGUGACGCUGCUGUUGUCGCUGAUGAUCUGGGUGGUGUGGAUCGUGAUGCUGACCCGGGGGAACCCGGAGCUGGGGAAGAGGCCCCUGUGGGACGACCCCGUGUUGAGCAUCGCUCUGGUGUCCAACGCCUGGGUGUUCCUGGUGUUCUUCAUCGCUCCAGAGCUGCACUUUCUGAGCAGGAAGGGGAAGGAGAGGGUGUGGGAGGAGCCCGCCUCGUCUCUGCCCACGCUGACCUACAAGAAGCACGGCGUGGACAACCAGGUCUACCUGCCCGACAACCGCGGCGCCGCUGAAUCUCCCUACGCAACUGCGAUGCCAAUGGAGAAUUUGAGACCCAAACCGGACUUCACAAUCCCGCGCCCCCAAACCACUGCUUCAGCGGAACACCCCUACAGCGACUACUACGGGAGACAUAUAAACAGCCCUGAAUAAUAACUUACUGAGAUACACUGAGAUACACUGAGAUACACACACGGAGACACACACACACGCACACACAUUGACACACACUGAGACACACACACACACUGACACACACACACAGAUACACUGAGACACACACACGGAGACACACACACACUGAGACACACACACUGACACACACUGAGACACACACACACACACACACUGAGACACACACACAGAUACACUGAGACACACACACACAUUGACACACACUGAGACACACACACACUGAGACACACACACACACAUUGACACACACACACACACAUUGAUACACACACACACACACUGAGACAUACACACACACACACACACACACACACACACUGAGACACACUGAGACACACACACACACACACUGAGUCACACAGACACACACACACUGAGACACACACACACACACUGAGACACACUGAGACACACACACACACACACACUGAGACACACACACACUGACACACACUGAGACACACACACACACACUGAGACACACACACACAUUGACACACACACACACUGAGACACACACACACACACUGAGACACACACACACACAUUGACACACACACACACACACUGAGACACACACACACUGAGAUACACACACACACAUUGACACACACACACACACACACACUGAGACACACACACACACACAAAGAGACACACACACACGCACACAUUGAGACACACACACACACACGCGAGCUGAAACAAUAUUUCUAUCUAACCUCUAACCCUGAUUCUAAAAUCCCGAAACCUGAUUCUGCCUCAGAUCAAUCAAUGUUUGAUUCAUUGCAAUUAUCGAAUGUUAAACGUUGUAAAAACAAAACAUAAAAGUGAAGUAGAAGGGUGUUAAGUGUUUAAAAAGACCCGCGUUGAGACGGACAGCCGGAGCAUUUCACACAGGCGACUGAUGAAGAGGAGACUGCAAAACGCACCGCGGCUUCUUACCGCUAGAGGGCAACACAUAACUCACAGCGGCUCUUAUGACGCUGCCGUGGAUUUCCCGAGCAGAAGCGCAGCGCUCAAACUCACCCGGUAACAACGUCAUCAAGCGAUCAUGUGACCAAGGCAAGCGGGGAGAGGCCGAGAUUAGUGACGUCAGAGGCACCUUCAAAUGACAGUUCAAAACAAAUGCAACGUCAAUAAUAAUUAUUAUUACCACGUGACAGGGUCGUAGUCUUACUUUUUAUAAAUUGAAUUUGAUAAUUAUAAUUGCAUUAAAAAAUGAUCAUAAUCCUACACGGGUCCUUAUCCCAAAUUGUAUCCCGGUAGUAUUUGUAUUGCUAUAAACGACACUGUGUUUAAAUAUGAAGCUUGCAUUUCAACUCUGUCUGUGCUGCCCUGUGACAGCUGUGUGACGUCAUAAUAAUGUGAAAAGGCGUGUAAAUGGAUAUAUAGGACUAUAGGACUGAUGACUGUAUGUUAAUUAGUAACCCGUUUCAAUUGCUUAUGUUAUAAGAUAAGCGUCUGUUCGUGAGCUAUAAAUCACAAACACAGGAGCUUCUGAUCAAACUAUUCAAAGCUGACCAGUAUCGGCGUUGUAGUUUUUUUAAUCUUCCGUUUAACUGUAAAGAUAAUUUAUUAAACUGAUUUUUUAAAAAUUAAAA